Prunus avium (sweet cherry) is the source of this 597-nucleotide messenger RNA. Lineage: Eukaryota; Viridiplantae; Streptophyta; Magnoliopsida; Rosales; Rosaceae. The record is from RefSeq and is a predicted model, not a curated record.
AUGAGUGAUAUCGAUUAUGCUAUUACUCAAGAUGAGCCGACCAGACCAGUUGCGAACUCCCCUGCUGAAGUUAAAAGAGUCCAUGAAGCUUGGAGGAUGGCAAAUAAGGUUUGUCUGUUGGUUAUGAAGAAAACUAUGACAGAAGCCCUUUUUGGUGGAGUUCCGGAAACAGACAGUGCUAAGGAGUUUAUGGAGCACAUUGAAAUGAAAUUUAAGGAAUCUGGUAAGGCUGAAACGAAGCACCUCAUGCCUAGGCUGGCUAAUACGAAGUAUGAAGGAGGAGGCAGCGUAAGAGAACAUCUCAUGGGACUCAUGGAUAUUGCUGCCAAGUUGAGCAAGUUGAAAGUGCCUAUUGCUCCAAAUUAUCUAGUACAUAUUGCACUGGAAUCCCUACCUUUUGAUCAGAUGAAAUCCUCCUACAACACCGUGAAGGAAGAUUGGACAAUGGAUGAUCUUAUUACAAUUGCUGUUCUUGAGGAGAAUAGGACAAAGGCUCGGGGUGGUGUGGUUAAUGUGGUCACUGCCAAGAAGUAUGAGGAUAAGGGCGCUGCAAAGUGGGGAGAAAAGAAGUGUUGGCUUCGCAGAUCUCACGGCCUG